AAUGGGAAAGCCACAGGGAUUCACUUACACUCAGGGACAUUUCCAAGGUGCUGUGCCCAAAUUUUAAGGGUUAUGACUGAGGAGUUAUAGAAGAUAAGGAGCAGUGCUUUUGUUCUUUGAAGUUGAACAUAAGAAGUCAAUGUCUCCAUCUCUGGCCAGAUCUGCUCCCAGUGAACUCAACCACUGGUGGACCCAGCUGAGGUUUCGCCUUCAGAACAAAAAAGGAUGGAAUGAGAUGCUGGAUGAAACAUUUAUUUACUACACAAAAAACAUAAAUGACAUUCCUCUCUUCUACGCGGCUAAAAACAACAGUGUGGGCUGCAUCAAGAAGCUAUUAAGCUGCCCUUCCACCAACAUAUUUGACAGAGGAGCCCUCGGAGAGACGGCUCUUCACAUUGCUGUGAUGAACGACAACCUGGACGCUGCCGUGGCUCUGAUGGACGGAGCUCCGGAUCUCAUCAAUGAGCCCAUGACCACUGAGCUUUUUCAAGGUAUUACUCCUCUCCACAUUGCUGUAGUGAACCAGAACCUCAACCUGGUUCAGCAUCUGAUCAGCCAUGGAGCAGACGUCAUCAACCCCAGAGUCACUGGUCUGUAUUUCAGGAAGAGGAUAGGAGGACUUUUGUACUGUGGUGAGCACAUCUUGUCUUUUGCUGCUUGUGCCGGUAAUGAGGAAAUCAUCUCCAUGCUGAUCGAUGCUGGGGCCAGCACUAGGAUCCAAGAUUAUCUAGGAAACACAGUGCUUCACAUUUUAGUUCUGCAACCAAACAAGAUCACGGCCUGCCAAGCCAUUGACCUAAUAUUGACCCGUGAUGCAGAACUGGACCAGUCGGUGCCCCUUGACAUGGUCCCCAACAACAGAGGCCUCACACCUUUCAAGCUGGCUGCCAAAGAAGGAAACAUCGUGGUGUUUCAGCACCUGGUUGAGAAAAGGCGUGUUGUCCAAUGGAGUCUGGGCCCCUUGAGCUCCCACCUGUACGACCUUACUGAGAUCGACUCGUGGGCCGACAGCAUGUCGGUGCUGGAGGUUAUAGUGAGCAGCCAGAAGAGAGAGGCGAGGGGGAUUCUGGAGGUGACUCCUGUGAGGCAGCUGAUCAGUCUGAAAUGGAACCUGUAUGGGAAACAUUAUUUCAGAUUGCUUCUGCUGCUGUACCUCCUGUACAUAGUGGUCUUCACCGUGUGCUGUUUCGUCCGCCCUCUAAAGGACGCUGAUAGGAACUACACAGAGGAAGACCUGGACAAAACCAUCAGGGUCCAGAAGAAGCUUAAUGAGAGUUAUGUGACUUAUGGGGACAGUCUGCGGCUGGCUGGAGAGGUCAUCAGCCUCCUGGGAGCUAUACUCAUCCUGGUGCUGGAGAUUCCUGAUAUACUGAGAGUCGGAGCAAAGCGUUACUUUGGCCAGACAGCACUUGGAGGACCCUUCCACGUCACACUGAUAACCUACGCCGCCUUAGUGGUGCUGCUGUGUGUGUUCAGAGCUUGCGAGGUACACGGGGAGGCCGAGGUGAUGGCGCUGUCUCUGAUUCUUGGCUGGUGCAACGUCAUAUUCUUUGCUCGCGGGUUUGAAAUGCUUGGCCCUUUUGUCAUCAUGAUACAGAAGAUUAUAUUUGGAGACCUGACAAAGUUUAUAUGGCUGAGUUCCAUUGUGCUUAUCGGUUUUUCCACCUCACUGUGGAUGGUGUACAUGACCCAAGAUCCAAAUUCCCUUCCUUCAUACUCCUCCUUCCCAAUUACCGUCUUCUCCCAGUUUGAACUCAGCAUUGGCCUAAUCGACCUGCCUGUGGAUCACUCCUUCAUAACACCCCGCGUUGUCCAUGUGAUACACGUCAGCUUCUCUGUGGUCUCCUACAUCCUGUUGUUCAAUCUGUUGGUUGCCAUGAUGAGUGACACACACUGGAGGGUGGCUCAAGAGAGAGAUGAGCUCUGGAGAACUCAGGUAGCUGUUGCAUGCAUGCACGUCACACCCCCGUCAGUGUUGAUUCAACACUGCUGUGGCACGCUUACAUCUGGAAUAUUUGUUGUGCAGGUUGUAGCCACGACUCUGAUGCUGGAGAGGAGGCUUCCUCGCUGUUUGUGGCCUCGGCUCGGUGUCUGUGGGCUUAGCUACGGCCUCAAGGAGCGAUGGUAUCUCAGGGUCGAAGACAGAAACGACCCAUUGAUACAAAAGAUGCGACGUUACGUCAAGGUCUUCUCUAGUCUGGAUGAAAAGGAGGGACUUGAAAAGUCAGAUGCAAUGAAGGAAAGCCCAAUGCUUCGACCCAAAAACAGAGGACCAGGCAACAGGAAGGCACAGGCUGGGUGGGAGAUGAUCCGUCAGAGUGCUUUAGGUUUAGAGAUGGAGCAGGACGAGCCAGGGGAGAUCCAGGACAUCAGAUACAUUUAAAAUGAGAUUCUACCUGAUCAUAAUCUAAAAUAUUUGAAGCAACAUGUGUCACUGACAAGAUUUAUCUGUUUCAUGUUUUUCUUUGUGAACUGUGCAAUUAUUCCUGCAGUAUUAUGGUAUAGAGAAGCAUGUUAUUUUUAUAGCAAUGUACAUAUUUGAGUAGCAUAUAUAAGUAUAUGUAGCAGUAAUAUAUGCAGUGUUGGAAGAUUUGCAUAUAAGUUAUCAUUGCUUAGUUCAAAAAGGUUCUUUAUCCUUAUGAUUUACCAUUAAAAGACAUUUAGUUGGGGGAACUUUGAUAGAAGUGGUUUGAAUACUUUUUUAUCUUUGAAGUACUUUCAUGAACUAUUAACAGAAUUGUCAUCUUGUCUUAGAGUUGCAUUUGGGUGGUUGCUAUGCAGACUGAGCAGGGACUUGUGUGUGCGCACCCAGCCAAUCCAAGUGUCCUUGAAUGCCAGAUGUGGACGAGUGUGCUUUAUCAGUAUCUGGCCAGUACAAGUUUUAUUCAGUAGGACUUGUAUUUGUGAAACUGUGUAGUCACACCCACAAUACUGUAACAUGACUGUUUUUUCUUUCUUUAAAGAAAAGCUGUGACAGAGGGCAGCUCAUCUUAGAGAAUGGAUUGUCUCUCCCCAGCCAGCCAAAGAACUUUGACUCGUUUGUAUCUUCAUUGCAUACCUUCUCUGAACAUAUCGGUGUAUCUAACUCUGACAAGAGUGAGAAUAAUAAUGAAAGAUUCUAUUGUCAAAGGGGAGAA
Messenger RNA from Girardinichthys multiradiatus, 3137 nucleotides. RefSeq names its product transient receptor potential cation channel, subfamily V, member 6 (gene trpv6). Lineage: Eukaryota; Metazoa; Chordata; Actinopteri; Cyprinodontiformes; Goodeidae. Gene Ontology annotation, cellular component: membrane. The record is from RefSeq and is a predicted model, not a curated record. Bases 140 to 2383 code for a protein of 747 amino acids. Gene Ontology annotation, molecular function: protein binding; calcium channel activity. The transcript has 16 exons. Gene Ontology annotation, biological process: calcium ion import across plasma membrane.